AUGUCGGUUUUAAUUGAAACAACAUUAGGUGAUAUUGUAGUUGAUUUAUAUAUAAAAGAAAAACCAAAAAGUUGUUUAAAUUUUAUCAAAUUAUGUAAGGCAAAAUAUUACAAUAAUUGUCAAUUUUUUUGUAUACAAAAUAAUUUUAUAGCACAAACAGGAGAUCCAACAAAUAAGGGUGAUGGUGGUGAAUGUAUUUAUAGUUUAAUUGAUAAAAAUAAACCUAGAUAUAUGAAUAUAGAUAUUUUUCCUAAGUUACGCCAUAUUCGUAAAGGAACUAUUUCAUUUAUAAACAAUGGUCGUGAUGAAAUGGGUAGUCAGUUUUUUUUUACCCUUUCUGAAAAUCUUGAUUAUCUUGAUGGGAAACAUAAUGUUUUUGGUCAUGUUAGUGAAGGCAUUGAUGUAAUUGAUAAAUUGAAUGCUCAAAUUUGUACAGAAAAAACAAAUAGUCCAUAUCGUGAUAUUAGAAUAGCACAUACAAUUAUACUUGAUGAUACAUUUGAUGAUCCUGAAGGAUUUUGUUCUCGAGAUUCUCCUAUACCUGGUUUUGACUUUUUUCAAUCUCAUAAAAUUGCUCUAGAUGAAGAUAUUAAUAAUGAUAAUACACUUAGUGAAAGUGAAUUGAUAAAAGAAAUAGAAAAACAAGAUAUGAAUGCACAAGCACAAAUUCUUGAAAUGGUUGGUGAUUUACAUGAUGCUAAUGAAAAACCACCUGAUAAUGUACUUUUUGUAUGUAAAUUAAAUCCUAUAACAUCAGAUGAUGAUUUGAUGAUAAUAUUUUCACGAUUUGGCAAAAUUAUUGAUUGUGAAGUUAUUAGAGAUAGAAGAACAGGAAAUUCACUUCAGUAUGCAUUUAUUGCUUUUGAAACUCCAGAACAAUGUGAAAAUGCUUUUUUUAAAAUGGAUAAUGUUAUUAUUGAUGAUCGUCGAAUACAUGUAGACUUUUCUCAAUCAGUAUCUAAAAAUUAUCAAUGGAAAAAGUACGGUAAUCAUUAA
This is a messenger RNA of Strongyloides ratti, 996 nucleotides long. Its product is annotated as Peptidyl-prolyl cis-trans isomerase-like 4. Bases 1 to 996 code for a protein of 331 amino acids. Lineage: Eukaryota; Metazoa; Nematoda; Chromadorea; Rhabditida; Strongyloididae. Gene Ontology annotation, biological process: protein peptidyl-prolyl isomerization. The transcript is spliced from 2 exons. Gene Ontology annotation, cellular component: nucleus. Gene Ontology annotation, molecular function: RNA binding; peptidyl-prolyl cis-trans isomerase activity. The record is from RefSeq and is a predicted model, not a curated record.